AUGAGUUCAGUGGACGAUCUAACAGUUUUGUUCAGCCACAUUGGCUUUGAGGAGCCUAAAAUCAAAGAAAUCGUUAAGAACAAGAAGGUCUCGGGGUCACUCGAAUCUCUCAUCAAGGACGUUCCAGCGGACCACCAAUGGGAGAAAUCAAGCAGGACACUAGUUCACAACCUUGCACAGCUUAUCAAGGGAGGCGAUCUGGUUAAUCAGAAACUUAUUGUGGACGAAAUUUUGAAUGGCGAUCUCAAAACCCCGUUGCAAGUGGAUGCAGCGUUCAAGUAUGUGAAAGGAGCCCAAGAUGCUGCAACGCUAGAGCAGCUCAAACAGGAAGCUGGUGUCGGUAUUGUAGUUACUGAUGUCGAGGUCAGAGAACGUGUCGUUCAAUACAUCACCGAAAACAAGGCUGCCAUUCUGGCAGAGAGAUACAAGCUUGUUCCGGGCAUUAUGGCUACCAUUAAAGGCUUACCUGAACUCAGAUGGGCUGAGCCACGUCUGUUCAAACCUAUCAUUGACGAGGAAAUUUUAAAGGUGUUGGGUCCUAAAGACGAUAGAGACGUAGUUAAAAAGGAGAAGAAGAAGGGUAAAGACGCCGCAAAGAAACCCGCCGUGGGAUCUAGCUCUUCUGGAUUGCCAGCCGCAGCUGAGACCGGGAGAACCAUGUUUUCCGAGGGUUUUCUGGGCGACCUUCACAAAGUUGGCGAAAACCCCCAAGCGUAUCCAGAGCUGAUGGCUGAGCACCUCAAAGCAACUGGUGGCAAAGUUCGCACAAGGUUUCCUCCUGAGCCUAACGGAUACUUGCACAUAGGUCACUCUAAGGCCAUCAUGGUGAAUUUCGGUUAUGCGAAAUUUCACGACGGUGUGUGCUAUUUGAGAUUCGACGAUACCAAUCCUGAGGCCGAGGCACCAGAAUAUUUUGAGUCUAUCAAGAGUAUGGUGUCGUGGCUAGGAUUCAAGCCCUGGAAAAUCACCUACUCUUCCGACUACUUUGAUCAAUUGUACGAUCUGGCAGAAAAGCUGAUCCUAAAUGGAAAAGCUUAUGUUUGCCACUGGACUGGCGAAGAGAUCAAACGCGGUCGUGGUGUCAAAGAGGACGGUACGCCCGGUGGUGAAAGAUACGGCUGCAAAGAUCGUGAAAGAUGUCCAGAAGAGAAUUUGAUCGAGUUCAGAAAAAUGAGAGACGGUUUCUACAAGCCAGGUGAAGCAACGUUGAGAAUGAAACAGGAUUUGACAUCCCCAUCCCCACAAAUGUGGGAUCUUAUUGCUUAUAGAGUUCUAGAUGCUCCUCAUCCAAGAACUGGCGCCAAAUGGAAAAUAUACCCCACAUAUGACUUCACGCACUGUCUGGUCGAUUCAUUUGAAAAUAUCACUCACUCAUUGUGUACCACGGAAUUUUACUUGUCUAGAGAAAGCUACGAAUGGUUAUGCGACCAGCUCCAUGUCUUUAGACCAGCUCAAAGGGAGUACGGCAGACUAAAUAUUACCGGGACUGUCCUGUCUAAGAGGAAGAUUGCGAAGCUGGUGAACGAGAAAUUUGUGAGAGGUUGGGAUGAUCCACGCUUGUUUACUUUGGAAGCUAUUCGUAGACGUGGUGUCCCCCCAGGGGCUAUCCUUUCUUUCAUCAACACCCUUGGUGUCACUACCAGCACUACAAAUAUUCAAGUGGUUCGCUUUGAAUCUGCCAUCAGGAAGUACUUGGAGGAUAAUACUGCAAGAUUAAUGAUGGUUCUUGAUCCUAUUGAAGUGAUAGUUGACAAUAUUCCUGAAGAUUAUGAGGAAUUGGUCACUAUUCCAUUCAGACCAGGCACUCCCGCUUUUGGUGAAAGAACGGUGCCGUUCACCAACAAGUUUUACAUCGAAAGAUCUGACUUUUCAGAGGCUGUGAAUGACAAAGAAUUUUUCAGAUUGACCCCAGAGCAAUCGGUGGGUUUAAUUAAAGUGCCUUACACUGUUUCUUUCAAAUCGUUGGAAAAGGAUGCUGACGGUAAGGUCGUAAGAAUUCAUGUCAAAUAUGAUAACGAAAAUGCUAAGCCUAAGAAGCCCAAGACCUACAUCCAAUGGGUGCCUGUCUCUGCUAAAUUUUCUUCGCCAGUACGCAUUGCCGAGACGAGAGUGUACAACCAGCUGUUCAAAUCUGAAAACCCUUCGUCGCACCCAGACGGUUAUCUACACGACAUCAACCCAGAGAGCGAGCUCGUUCACGACAAAUCUGUCGUGGAGCAUAACUUCAACUAUGUGAUCGAGAAUUCUCCUUGGGUCGUCAACAGUACCAAAGAGUCUGAAUUCUAUGUCGAAGAAGAGCAGGGGCGCAAAGAGGUUUGCCGAUUCCAAGCUAUGAGAGUCGGCUACUUUACUCUCGAUAAAGAUAGCAAGAACAGCAAGAUUAUCUUGAAUAGAAUUGUGAGCUUGAAGGAUAGCAGUAAAUAA
Lachancea nothofagi CBS 11611 is the source of this 2424-nucleotide messenger RNA. NCBI's taxonomy places the organism in Eukaryota, Fungi, Ascomycota, Saccharomycetes, Saccharomycetales, Saccharomycetaceae. The record is from the annotation of a GenBank genome assembly.